AUGAUUGUGUCGCUGGUGCUGCAGGUAACCUCUUGGAGCGUUAGCGACAAGGAACCCGACGCCGGUGCGUAUGACGGAAGCAAUCCAAGGUCGUACAUAUCGGCGGUGAGCGAGAUGACUCACCCCUCCGACACGUGCGAUGGCGCAGCGGACGACGACGCAGGGGAAGCGAGGUUGGACAUCAUCAAUAGUGACGUUGGCUACCUCGGGUACCAGGCAGCGGAGUCAUACGGCCUUACCUACAAGGUGCGAGGGUACUGCGCGGACGAGUCCAACCCGGAAGUUUUCGACCGCGUCAACGUUAGGGGAGACAUCCGCUUCUCGGACAUACACCACAACUGGUUCGGACAGUGA
Molecule: messenger RNA, 354 nt
Organism: Ectocarpus sp. CCAP 1310/34
Lineage: Eukaryota; Phaeophyceae; Ectocarpales; Ectocarpaceae
Source: the annotation of a GenBank genome assembly